Molecule: messenger RNA, 1327 nt
Organism: Sorghum bicolor (sorghum)
Lineage: Eukaryota; Viridiplantae; Streptophyta; Magnoliopsida; Poales; Poaceae
Product: short-chain dehydrogenase reductase 3b
Exons: 2
Coding region: 257-1063 (268 amino acids)
Source: RefSeq, a predicted model, not a curated record
CUUCCAUCUCGGCUCCAUCAAAACCCUAGAAAAAAAAAUCAGUUUAUUGUCAUUCCGUUUUAUUUCUAUUUUACAGCAAUAUUCAAUAACUAGUUUAGCAGAGGGUAACGACAGUCAAUCAUGUCCUCUCGACUCUUUUUUUUUAAAAAAAUAAAGUUGGCGAAGAAAUCUACACAAAACGAAGGGCUAUAUAAACUCAUGCCAAGUCCAUCCCUGGCAACGCGCUAACGAAGCUAGCAAGCAUCGGCAUUCGGCCAUGUCCAAGGCAAGGUUGGACGGCAAGGUGGCGAUCGUGACGGGCGGCGCGAGCGGGAUCGGCGAGGCGGCGGCGCGGCUGUUCGCGUCGAGCGGCGCCACGGUGGUGAUCGCGGACGUGCAGGACGAGCUGGGGCAGGCGGUGGCGGCGUCGGUCGGGUCCGGCCGGUGCGCGUACGCGCGGUGCGACGUGACGGACGAGGCGCAGGUGGAGGCGACGGUGGCGCGCGUGGUGGCGGCGCACGGGCGGCUGGACGUGAUGAUGAGCAACGCGGGCGUGCUGCUCCCGACGGGGUCGGUGAUGGACAUGGACCUGGCGGAGCUGGACCGCGUGAUGGCCGUCAACUUCCGUGGCGCGGCGGCGUGCGUGAAGCACGCGGCGCGGGCGAUGGUGGCGUCCGGUUCCGGCGGCGGCGGCGGCGCCAUCGUGUGCACGGCGAGCGUGGCGUCGCUGCAGGGCGGGUUCGGCCCGGCGUCGUACACGGCGUCCAAGCACGCGCUGCUGGGCCUGGUGCGCGCCGCGGCCGGGGAGCUGGGGAGACACGGCGUGCGCGUCAACUGCGUGUCCCCCGGCGGCGUCGCCACGCCCCUGAGCUGCGCGCUCAUGGGCGUGGGCCCGCAGGAGCUGGAGGCCAUGACGGUGCCGCACAACGUCCUGCAGGGGAAGGUGCUGCGCGCCGACGACGUCGCGGAGGCCGCGCUGUUCCUCGCGUCCGACCAGGCCGCCUUCAUCAGCGGUCAUAACCUCGUCGUCGACGGCGCCAUCACUGCCGUCAACCCCGCCGUGCUGCAGACCGUCGGGCUGUAAACGCCCAACGAUCGCUGCCACAGUAGAUACAUGCAUACACACAUAGAUACAUACUUUGAGUGCAAUGUUUCAUCGUUCGUUUUUUUUUUUUUUUUUUGCAUUGGUUGGCAUCAAGAAAUCUGCUUUCGUUAUUGGGAUUUCCCUCUGUUCAUACACCUAUCCACCAUUGCUGAACCUGAACACUCGUGGUAUGCUUUGCUGCGCCAUGAACGACGAACUCUGUAGAACAAACAGCUGCGCGCCUGCGCCAUUGUUGUUGUGCCA